This is a messenger RNA of Cooperia oncophora, 1209 nucleotides long. Lineage: Eukaryota; Metazoa; Nematoda; Chromadorea; Rhabditida; Trichostrongylidae. The record is from the annotation of a GenBank genome assembly.
AUGCUGCCACUGGCCUUACUGGUAGUGUUCUUACUAAAUGGAGCAGCAGCGACUUCCAGCGAAUGCAAGCAAUGCAAAUUUGCCGUUGAGCUCUUGCACGACGCUUGGGGUGACAAGACGACAGAAGAAUGCGUUGGCGACCUAGCUCUCUUUAUUUGUCAGACGUUCAAAAUUGAAGACCAUUUCAUCUGCCAAGGAAUUGUAGGAGACUUCAAGGACGAAUUCAUGUAUGUACUGGGACAAAUUAUCGUCGAGCCACAUCAAAUUUGCGGUCUAUUGCUAGAUGACUGUGGUAAUUUUUUGGAUCCGUUCAACUCUACUUGGAGUGUGCCUAUGCCUGGCGGGCAGCCAGCACCCGUCGACAAGCAACCAGUCCCAGCUGGAAAUCCAACACUGCGUGUUUUGCAUCUCACAGAUGUUCAUUUGGAUAUGUAUUACACUCCUGGGUUAGAAGCGAAGUGCUCUGAACCUCUAUGUUGUCGUCCCCAACAAGAUCCGGAUGAGGUAUCUGUAGCAGCGAAUGCAGACGUGCAAGUACCGGCUGGCCCUUGGGGUACGGUUGGCGAUUGUGAUACCCCAUAUUGGCUGUUCACGAAUAUGCUUCAAUUCAUCCAAGCGAAUCACAAAGAUCUCGACUAUGUAAUGGUUUCUGGGGAUUUGGUUUCACACGCCGUCUGGGACUACAAUCGAGAUGCCCAUGUGGCCAUGGUGAAAAAUAUCUCGGAUACGCUCCGAAUGUACUUUCCCACGAUUCCAGUGUACUUUGCCGUCGGAAAUCAUGAAGGAGUACCAAUAGACAACUUCGCUCCUCAUUUCACUCCAAAGCAAUUCCACAUGGACUGGUUGUAUGAUGCAAUGGCCGACGCAUGGAAUGGAUGGAUUCCGGAGAAUCAAGUUCAACAUGUAAAAUAUAUGGGCUGUUACAUGAAAGAAAUCUACCCUGGUCUACGUCUUGUCUCUGUGAACAAUGCGCUUGGAGGCGACUCAGUCAACUUUUUCCUCUACGUCAACCAGACCGAUCCUGACGGCACAUUAACCUGGCUUAUCAGGCAGCUGGAGGAUGCCGAAGCCAUGGGUGACAAGGUUAGCUUUACAAUUUUUCAUGAACCCUUACCAUCCUACCUCCAACAUCAAACGCAACUUGAUGCCGUUCAGCCUGGAGUACAUCUGCUAGCCAUCAGGGUUAUAAAAGCACAAAGUAUGGUAUGA